AUGCUGCUUGUGGGUAGCAGCCUCCUCGCGGUCGGCGGCAGCAAUGAGACACACGUGCGCUCGCACCAGCUCACGACGCCGGUCCGCUCCGAGACGCCAGCACCAACGUACGGGACGCGCCCGCCCACCUCGAGCGACGACGACGACGCUCUCUACCGCUGCCACGAGCUGCCGCGCGUUUGCAACCCGCCGUCGGAGCACAAGGCCGACGCCUGCAGGACGCUCUUUCCCGACUGCUUUCGCCAGCCAAGCAUCGUCGUCUCGACCAACGCAUCGGGCCCGCUGGAUGGGCGCAUUCCGCGCUGCGACCGCGUGCAGCUGCUGAACGCACUCACGGCGCAGCCCGAGACGCAGCCGUGCUUGGCCGCGUCCAACCUCUCGAUCCUCUCGCUGCUGUACGGGAGCCGCCUCGAGCGCGACCAAGUCCGAGCCUUCAAUCGAACGGCCGCCUGCCGGAGUUUCGCGGCCGCGUUCGCAUCGGCCGUCGCAGCCAUCGCGCCGUGCUCCAUCAAGUCUCAUAUCGUGCAUGGCGAACGCUACAGCGGCAGUCACUUUGAGGACUUUGUCGAGCGGCUCUUGGGGUACGUCAACGUCGCGUACACGCCGUCGUACGACGCCUCGCCGGCGCUCGCGGCCAUGCACAAAGCGUAUCCGAGCGACGCACUCCUCCAUGUGGGCAUGGACCCGAGCCUCGGUCUAGGCCCGUUCCUCCUCUUGUUGCUGGAAGGUGUCGUCGUCUGUCUCUGCGUCGCGACGCUUUUCUGGCUCGUCCGGCGCGCGUGCGAGGCCAACCCGUAUGCGACUGCCUUGUACGACGCCACCUUGCGCGAGGUCGCUGUUGUCGGCGUCUUUUCAUUUCUCGUGCAGCGCUGCCUCCUCUGGGAGAUCCUUCCGCUGGAGAGUCCGACGCACCACGGCCUCCUCAUCGUCCAAGACGUGCUCUGGCUCGUCGUGCUCGUCCACGCCGCGCAGACAGCAGUCGUGAGCUGGCGCGUCUUUGCGGCGCACCACCGUCGGUGCGCAAUGGCCGCUCGGUCGCUCCCCGAGUUUGUCGCAGUCGCCACGAACGGCAACUUCGUGACCUCGGACGAUCGCGUGCCACGCCGGUUCCGCGAAGGCGUCGACUUCUUCUUGCUCCGGCACCUCUUCCUAUCGGCGCAUGCGCUGCCAACAACGUUCCAGUUUGACGUGUACCUCAACCACGUGGAGGCCGCGACGGCGGUCGAGCUGCUGCCACUUCCGUGGUGGAGCUGGCCCGUCCUUCUCGCGGUCUACGCGAGCUUCCUCGGGAUCGCAGACGGCGUCGUGCAUCCGUCGUGGUCCGCAGCGACAGUCGACGAGAUGGCCCGUCUCGCGCCGACGGUGUAUCGCCCGGAUGUCGCGGCCGCCCGCCUCUACGUUUUGGUUGUCUUUGUGAGCGUCGCGCUGCUGCUCACGUUGGCUGUCGCAUGGUACCUCUACAAAGUCACGUCUGGACUCGUUCUCCAAGCCUGUGACAUCAUCAACGAGCUCAACAUGGCCUCCAAGAUCGAGUCGCUUCAGGUGCUUGCGUCGCGCGGGGACGAGGGGAGCGUCACGGCCAAAGACGUGGUCGCCGCGCUCACUUCCAUGGAACACCUCUCCGAGUCGCUCAUGGAGGCGCCAGAGGUGCUACCGAGCCGCCUCGUGCAAAUGCCGUCGUGGAGCCGGGCGUCGCUGUCGCUUCUCGUUCGCCUCUGCAUGGUGCUGCCAGUGCUCUUCCUUGCCAUGCUGUGUGACUGCCUCCUCCUGCUUGCGUCAGCGCCGUGGUGGUACCGCUGUGCGCUUGGGUCGCUUCUCCUCGUCCUCGCGUUUCUUUCGACGGUGCUCCUGCCGCUGGUGGCGCUGCAGCUAGGAACGGUGCUCGGCGUCGCGAGUCCGGACCGCCACCAAGUGCUCAACGCGCUCUCGGCGUCCAUUCUCCGGGUCCGCGAACGCGCGCUGCAGCUCAAGGCGACGAGCGCCGCCACGAUCGUGCUCAGCCCAACCCCCCAGUCGUGCAGCACGGCGCGAUGUUAG
This is a messenger RNA of Saprolegnia parasitica CBS 223.65, 2037 nucleotides long. RefSeq lists its product as hypothetical. The transcript is spliced from 2 exons. Bases 1 to 2037 code for a protein of 678 amino acids. NCBI's taxonomy places the organism in Eukaryota, Oomycota, Saprolegniomycetes, Saprolegniales, Saprolegniaceae. The record is from RefSeq and is a predicted model, not a curated record.